Messenger RNA from Aspergillus welwitschiae, 1537 nucleotides. RefSeq lists its product as uncharacterized. Lineage: Eukaryota; Fungi; Ascomycota; Eurotiomycetes; Eurotiales; Aspergillaceae. Bases 110 to 967 code for a protein of 285 amino acids. The record is from RefSeq and is a predicted model, not a curated record. The transcript has a single exon.
GGCAUCAACAACUUUCUCUUCAUCAUUAUCAUUAUCAUCAUCCUCACCACCUACAAUGUUACCCUGCAUCCGGACUACCGCAAACCCGGACUAACGGCAAUCCAUCAUAAUGCUGCGCAAGAAAGAAGUCUACACUAACACCAUUUCCCUCCCCUCCAAUAUCCCCCGUCAACUAGCCAUCGACAUCCUCCACAACCACGGCGAGAUCAUCUCUCUCAACCCUCUUGUCAUAUCCCACCACCCCAUCAAAGCACCACGCAAUGCCCCAGCAGACGAGUACUACUCAACAUGGUAUGAGAUUACUGAGCGAGUGCGCUACGUCCCCGGCACAAUCAGCUUCAAAGGUUGCUUCCACGAUGAGCCCUGGGGGCUGGUAACCCACACCUACGCACCCAUGGGCGUUGAUCUGCGCAACACGUAUCGCAUUGUGGAGGACCCGAUAAAUGACCCGUCGCUUGCAUUCACAGCUACAGAGCCUGCGGGGAGUAAGAAUGGAGGAUUGUGUCUGCGCGAAGAGGUCGAGAUCGAAUGCAACCUUACACUGAUCUCAUUCGUGAAGAGCCAGCUGCGCGCCGCAUCCAAGAUAUUGGUGGAUCGCCUGAUCAAGAAGGCCGAACUCCUCGAUGCAGGUGUCUUGCAGGGUAUUAUGGAAGACGGAGUGCUUAGGACUUAUAACCCAGCGGAUCGAUCAAGUACCUCUGCCACCAUGCCGCCGGAUGAACGGUCCCGACGAUCGUCCUAUCAGGUGCCCAUGUCACCGAGUGAGUAUUCACGGUCGGGGUCAAUGAACUCACAAACACCUCAUGCUUUUGUGCGACAAUAUCGGCAGGAUCACAAACCAGAAUUUACUGCUGAACUACCAGCGGAUACGUACUAUCCGAUGUCGGGACCGGGGAAAUAUAAAGUACCGCCAGAUGGAGCAUACCCGGCUGAACUGUCAGCAAUGGAUGAGAGGCCUGGAGGGUAGUACCUCUGUUAAUCUCCCGGAUAUGUCUUUCUCAGUUAAUUAUUUCGACAACUUGGAGUCAUUCUGGAUCAACGCUUCAGCCCAUGCUAGCUACAAUGAUGCCCAGUAUACCUCGAGCGAAUUUUCCAGCAUACGCGUCAGCAAAACUUCUGUCCCACUGCGUCCUACCUGCAAUUCUCCAGAAACAACUACUUGCGGCCCGGGAAUAUGCCCGACCCCUCAUGGAUAAAUUCGACAGAGACCAUAUCUACCGAUAAUGCAUAGCUCCCCUCGUGGUCCAACUUCCCACAAAGUCAUAUUCCUCGCACCGAUCACAGCUAUUAUUUCAAGCAGUGGACACCAAGGAGCCGAAGAAUAAGGAGGAGCCAGAAACCUACCUCGUGCGGGGACUGUUGAUCACGUUCCAAAUAGCAGUAUAUUUUCGUGAUAACAUGCUUUGGUAUAAUCUUUGACAUGGAGACAUAAGUUUAUCGGCCAUAAUUACAGCGACGGGUGACCACGAUCAAUUUAUGGGUAGGAGAAGCUAGUACCAAGAUAUGCAAUUAUGCACAUGCAAUCUUUAAUAUAUAC